Molecule: messenger RNA, 357 nt
Organism: Echinostoma caproni
Lineage: Eukaryota; Metazoa; Platyhelminthes; Trematoda; Plagiorchiida; Echinostomatidae
Source: the annotation of a GenBank genome assembly
AUGAGCGAUUUGAAUGACAGAGAAAACUCGUAUAUAAUACGGCCACAAUUUGAUCAGAAGUUCAGGCCGUCGAUUGUCAAAACCUUCUUGAAUGAAAUAUUGAAGGAACGGCUGACGAAUGAACAGUAUUCCUGCACCGCACUUGCUGACGAAAUAAAGUACUCACUCAAAAAGAAUCUCCCACUGUCGAAAUACCGGUAUCUGGUUCAAGUUGUUAUAGGUGAACAAAGAGGUCAAGGAGUGAAGGUUGCAUAUCGAUGCUAUUGGGAUCCGGACGCUGAUAACUACGCUGAAGCAACUUUUAUGAAUGAUUCUCUUUUUUGUGUUGCCACUGCAUUUGGUGUGUACAGUUACUAA